This is a messenger RNA of Rotaria sp. Silwood2, 1266 nucleotides long. The record is from the annotation of a GenBank genome assembly. Lineage: Eukaryota; Metazoa; Rotifera; Eurotatoria; Philodinida; Philodinidae.
AUGCUUGCUACUGCUCAUGAUUCAAAUCGUUAUACAAAACCAAACACAUAUGACCAUGAAUGGAUAGAUAAUGAUAAUAAACGAAUUUCAUGGAUGAAUUAUUUUACAAUUCAGACAAUUCCAGAAGAAACUGAUAUUACUGAUUGUCCAAUACGCAAUUAUAGUGACAGUGACAGUUCGUCAUUAUCAUCAACGGAAGAUUCUUAUGUUGUUUUUGAAGUUCAACGACCUCGUUCAGUCGUUGAAACAAAAACUAUAAUAGAAAAACAAUUAAAUUUUGCUCAAAUAAACGAUGAUAAACAUCAUAUUGAAUAUGAUCAAAUUACUCAAUCACUUAUAAUUGAGAUACCUUCAAAAGAAUAUGCAAUUGAACAUCGAACAGAACCAAUAGCUACUAUGCAAUUAUCUAAUAAUAUUCUUAUUCAUAAACCGAAAAUAUUUGAUAAAUCAAUUUUGAUGUCGCACAAUAUUGUAAAAUUGAAGACAAAUUAUAAUACUGUAGAACAUCGUUCAUUAUCGUUUUCAUCUAAAACGAUAGGUGAACAACAAUCAAGAAAUAAUUGUUCUUCAAUAGAAAGUCUUGAUUCAAUUGAAAAUGAUUCACCAAAAAAGUCUCGAAUAACUACGACAUUUGCUCAUUUAUCAUUACAACGUAAAUCAAAUCCUAUUCAAAUACAACAAGAAAAAUCAUUUAUGGAAAAAACAACAUUAACACGUACAUUUGCAUUCGAUCAUAUAUCUACGGGAAAAUGUGAUCGAGUUAAUAAUGAAAAAAUUAUUAAUGUUGAAACAAACCAUAAAGAUAAAACGAUUCUUCCAUUUUAUUUGGAUAAUAAAUCAAAUACUAAUAAUAAGUCUUCAAUAUCAAAUGAUGUUACAAAUACAUCUCCAUUACUUCGUUUACUAAAAAACAGUUCUCGAAUUGUAAGAUCCGAAUAUUACUUACCCGAGAACAGCAUUAAACCUACUGAUCAUUCAUUACUUCAAGGGAAAUAUCUUGACGAAAGACGUACAUUAACAGAGCACAAUGCUCGAGAAUCAUUAGAACAAUGUCAAUUUUUAUCAGCUUCAAUUUCUUCUCGAGCAAGUUUAUCAAAAACAUUCCCACCAGAUGAUAUGUCAACAAAUUCAUCGCUUCGAAAACGAAUAUUUAAUCGUUUUCAACAUUUUUUGAAACCUAAUUCAACUGAAAAAUCAAGGCCAUGGCAACACAAGACGAUAUUUGAACUUUUUAAUGACAGAAAAAGUAAAAAUGAUCGUCAUUAA